Messenger RNA from Andrographis paniculata, 845 nucleotides. RefSeq lists its product as uncharacterized. Bases 1 to 840 code for a protein of 279 amino acids. The transcript is spliced from 2 exons. Lineage: Eukaryota; Viridiplantae; Streptophyta; Magnoliopsida; Lamiales; Acanthaceae. The record is from RefSeq and is a predicted model, not a curated record.
AUGCACAAGUGCUUCUUCCUUCAGCUUGCCCUGGUAUUCUUCAUCAUUUUUUUCUUGCAGGAUUCGUCCUUUUCCGCAGACGUUUGUGGAGGGAUAACCAUUCAAGAGCCUUUUGACUCUGAGUUGAGACAGAUGCUCCUCUGCCAAUCGGACAAGCUCUACAUGAGAUCCACGGUGGGGCUCUUCGAGAUUUCCUCCAUUGAUUAUGUGAAAAAGCUUCUGAGCGUGAGAUUGAACCAGUGCGCUUCCGCAUCCAGUUUCGUGUCCCCAAACCAUCUGUCGGCCGGAUUCCCGCCUCCUCCGAUCCCGAAUUCGUUGGUCCUGUUGAACUGCUCGAAUACGACGAGGUUGUCGUCGAGCACGUUGUCGGAGCCCUGUAGUCGUGAUGGAUGGAAGUUGAGUGGAAGUUGUAGCCAUGGCUUUGGAUUAGGACUAAGAUCAGGAUUAGGACAUGAGUAUUCAUCAUCAUCUUCUUCUUCCAAGUGUGUGUUUGUCCGAGAUGUAGGGUUGCUGGGAAUGGAUUUAGAUCCUGCAGCAGGGGCAGAGGCGAUGAAGUGCACGCAUUAUUACAGUGCGGUGUACAGAAAGAAUGACGAUAUGUUGGAAGGGGGUGGGAUGAAGAUAUCCUUCGAGGUAACAAAUCCUUGCGACCGUUGUCGGAAGCCCGGCGGCGGAGAUUGUGGUGCGGCGUUGAGAUGCCUUUGCCAUGCCGCCGAGUGCAAGGAUAAGAUAAUUUCAGGAGGUGGCCUGAGGAAGAAGACGAAGAAGAAUGGCAGUGGCUUUACUUUCAUGGUGUUGUAUUAUUUGGCAGUUUGGGGAGUAAUAAUAAUAUUAUAUUGACGGGA